Molecule: messenger RNA, 1119 nt
Organism: Salvia hispanica
Lineage: Eukaryota; Viridiplantae; Streptophyta; Magnoliopsida; Lamiales; Lamiaceae
Biological process (GO): nuclear-transcribed mRNA catabolic process, deadenylation-dependent decay; poly(A)-dependent snoRNA 3'-end processing; CUT catabolic process
Cellular component (GO): cytoplasmic exosome (RNase complex); nuclear exosome (RNase complex)
Molecular function (GO): RNA binding
Source: RefSeq, a predicted model, not a curated record
UUUAAAAUCAGAGCGCCCUAAUUCCCUAUCUCUCGACUCCUCACCGGAAACCGCGCAGACCGCCUUGCCUGCGCCGCCUCGUAGCCGGUCUUUCCCUUCCAUUUGGAGCUAUACUCACAAGCACCUGUAGCCAUCUUUGUUUACAGAGAAAUGGAAUUGAAGCCCUCAAUACCUUCUUCGAGCCUUAUUGAUCAACAAGUGUUUCCAGGAGAUGUGGUACUGGACCUCUCCAAAAUAACUAGUCAAACCAUCAAGCUUGGUGGCGGCCUCCGUCAGGAUGGUGACUUAAUAUCUGUCAUGAAGGGUGGAGUUUUGAGAUUCUCAAAACCUAACAAAUAUUGGGUUGAAACCUCCCAAAAACGGUAUGUGCCUAGUGCUGGGGAUAAUGUACUUGGAAUAGUAGUUGAUGCAAGAUCCGAUAAUUUUUUCGUGGAUAUAAAAGGUCCAACCUUAGCCUUCCUGCCAGUACUUGCUUUUGAAGGCGGAACUAGGAGAAAUAUUCCCAAGUUUGAGAUGGGCACAUUGUUGUAUGUCCGAGUUGUCAAGGCAGAUACCGGCAUGAACCCCGAGUUAUCCUGCAUGGAUGCCUCUGGAAAAGCGGCAGAGUAUGGUCCCCUUAAAGAAGGGUUCAUGUUUGAAACGUCAACCGGCUUAUCAAGAACGCUGCUGAGCUCUCCAACAUGCCCUGUUCUUGAGACUCUCGGGAAAAAGAUUGCUUUUGAGAUCGCUGUUGGUUUGAAUGGCAGGGUGUGGGUGAAUUCUUCUACUCCAUCAAUUGUUGUACUAGUUUCAAAUACAAUCAUCCAAACGGCGUCUAUGAGCCCUACGCAGCAAAAAAUCAGGGUGGAAAGCUUGCUCCAGAAAAUGCAAUGAACAAAUACACCUUAUGAUUUUGUCUAUUUUUUGUUGAACUUGCUGUAGUUACUCUUUAGUUUUCUGUAGAGGUACUCGAUUUGGAUCAGUGGUCGAUUUCUAGGUUUCGUUGUAAACCUAAUUGGUUACUUCCAAUCACGGAAAUCAAUAGUUCAAACCGCAUUUGGUUAUUUUCCAUUUUUGUAUAAACUUUUGUACCGGCAUCAAUGGUAUCUCCAAUUAUAGCGGCUCUGGGAUGUUUUGUUA